Molecule: messenger RNA, 2268 nt
Organism: Aspergillus clavatus NRRL 1
Lineage: Eukaryota; Fungi; Ascomycota; Eurotiomycetes; Eurotiales; Aspergillaceae
Gene: cog6
Product: Golgi transport complex subunit COG6
Exons: 2
Coding region: 1-2268 (755 amino acids)
Biological process (GO): intra-Golgi vesicle-mediated transport
Cellular component (GO): COG complex
Source: RefSeq, a predicted model, not a curated record
AUGGCAAGCUACUUCCCCCAUGGGGCUACAAACAGCCAUGCGUCAAUGAGAUCUCCUUCUCCGGCUGCUUCGCCGCUGUCGCCCCCUCCUCAACGAUCAAACGCCCUGUCGAAUCGACUGACCAGCGUACUGUCGGCCUCCUAUGCUGACUCGGACAUUCGCGAUGCGCUGGAGACGCUCAGUCUCCGGGGGAUACACAACACGGCUGAAACGAGGAGACAGCUACGAUUAGACGUGCAGAAAGAAGUCGUGGAUUCUAAUGCAGAGAUUGUGCGUGACUUCGGGACCGUCGCAGAGCAAUUGCAACGGAUCGGAGCGGUGAUAUCGAGCUUGAACCAGACAUGCGAGGAAAUGCGACAGCACAUCUUCCUGGCCAAGCAGGACACGACCCCGGUGCUUGAGGAGGCGUCUGCACUCGUCAGCCAGAAGCAGGAGUCCGAGACCAAGCAGCAGCUACUCGAUGCGUUCGCGAAGCACUUCAUAAUCCCAGAGGAGGAAUUGCCGGUUCUCACAUCGUUGGAAGAGCCGAUCGACGAUCAUUUUUUCAAUGUGCUCGCUCGUGUGAAGCAGGUGCACCACGAUUGCGAAGUCUUACUGGAGGGCGAGAACCAGAGACUUGGUCUGGAGCUGAUGGAGAAAAGCUCUAGGACCCUAAACUCUGCGUACCAGAAGCUUUUCCGCUGGAUCCAGAAGGAGUUCCAGUCGCUCAAUCUCGAGGAUCCGCGAAUUAGCAGCUCCAUCAGGCGUGCUCUGCGAGUCCUGGCGGAACGGCCUAGCCUGUUCCACAGCUGCUUGGACUUCUUCGCCGAAGCGCGGGAUUAUGCCCUGUCGGAUGCCUUUCACUAUGCACUCACCGAUGCAGUCUCUGGUACUGGUGGUGAUCGCAGUGUCAAACCAAUUGAGUUUUCUGCCCAUGAUCCUCUACGAUACGUCGGCGACAUGCUCGCGUGGGUACACUCCAGCACGGUGUCGGAACGAGAAGCCCUCGAGGCUCUGUUUGUGGCGGAUGGGGACGAAAUCGCUAAAGGCAUCCAAGCCGGGCUGAGCAGCGAGCCGUGGUCCCGUAUCGACGAGGAAGAGGAAGUCUCCUUCGACGGCCAAAAGGCUCUGAGCGAUCUUGUCAAUCGAGAUCUCAUCGGGGUGUCUCGAUCCCUACGGCAGCGGGUUGAGCUGGUCAUCCAGGGCCAUGACGACCCCGUCUCUUGCUACAAGAUCGUCCAUCUCUUCCUGUUCUACCGAGCCACCUUCUCCAAACUGCUGGGACCACAGUCCAAUCUGACGGAGUUGAUGGAGACACUGGAGAAGUUCGCAUUUACUCGGUUCGAAAGGAUCAUGCGUGAACAGGUCACCGUUCUCUCCAGCGACCAUUCCGCCCUGACUCCUCCAGAGGACCUCAGCGCACCGGAGUUCUUCCUCGACGCCCUGGAGGCAUUGACCUCCCUCAUGAAAACCCACGACGCCUCGCUGGGCACAGAAGACGCCGACCGCGCACCCGCCGCCGAGAACCAGUUCACCCCUGUCCUCCGCGCCGCAUUCGAUCCCUACCUCGAGCUCGCCCGGUCGUCCGCAACAGAGCUUCAGGACGCAACCGCCCGCGCCAUGUACACAACCAACAUCCUCCUGACCGCGCGCUCCACGAUCUCCGCCUUCCCCUUCGCCAGCGCAACACACCUACCUCCCAUCUCGACCGCCCUCUCAGACCUACGCACGGACCUCCUCGGAAUCCAGCACCGCUACCUCCUCGACGCCUCAGGCCUGGGACUCCUCCUCACAGCCCUCGAGCCCUUCUCCCCAUCCACCACCACCACCAUCACCACCACCAAACCCAAACCCGACACCAACCCUGAAGAUACAGACACAGACACAACCCUCCCAACAAAGAAACCACCCCCCAACAUCGCCGCCAUCGCCACCCUCCCCGCCUUCCAGCCUGACGCCCUCAUCGCAACCAGCCAGCAGCUGGACGACUUCCUCCCCUCAGCACUCAUGGAUGCGACGGAGAACCUGAAGCGCCUGCAGAGCGCCACGUUCGUCAAGAGCGUCACCGAGGAAGCAGUCGAGGCGUUCUGUCGCGACUUUGAGUUCGUGGAGGGCAUGAUCAUCGGCGCGGAUGAGGCUGCGGGGAGAGUGGAUAUUGCACGGGUCGAUGGGGAUGGGGACAAUGAGGCGGAGAUCCAUGAGGGAGAGGAGCUGAAGCUCGAGCAGGAGAUGGGAUUGAGGAGGCUCUUCCCUCGAACGACGGGUGAGAUCCGGGUGCUGCUUAGCUGA